Exaiptasia diaphana is the source of this 378-nucleotide messenger RNA. RefSeq lists its product as uncharacterized. The record is from RefSeq and is a predicted model, not a curated record. Bases 34 to 378 code for a protein of 114 amino acids. The transcript is spliced from 5 exons. NCBI's taxonomy places the organism in Eukaryota, Metazoa, Cnidaria, Anthozoa, Actiniaria, Aiptasiidae.
UUGGUUUAGAUCAUAAAGGCCUCAACAAGAAGCAUGGUAAAGCUUAUAAUAAUUCUCCUAAUCGCUAUUCUCUUGCUUGCUCCAGCUGUGGACGGCUGGUUUUCAUCUACACCAAGCGCUUCCUCUAUCCGUAAGAAAAUAGUUGAAGUGGCCAACAGUAAAGUAGGCUCAACACACUGGUCCUAUGCAUCAUCCUGUUGCCAUGGAACAAACACAAACAAAUGCAACUAUUUUGUGUACGACGUAGGAAUAGAAGCAGGAGCUAAAAUGCCAACUCGGUCAUUUUUUCGUGGACCCGUUGGUGCAGGAGAGGGAGGUUGGGGAAACGCCUCAUCACUCGACCACUGGUACCGUGUGAGAAAACUCCUGCGUGAAUAG